Molecule: messenger RNA, 1249 nt
Organism: Ilex paraguariensis (yerba mate)
Lineage: Eukaryota; Viridiplantae; Streptophyta; Magnoliopsida; Aquifoliales; Aquifoliaceae
Source: the annotation of a GenBank genome assembly
CAACAAAUGAGGUGAGCACUAAAUUCUUUCUGAAUGAUAAAUUUGUCGGUUGAAAUGCACUUAAUGCUGAUGAUACUUUCCGCAAACUGACAUCUUUUCAUUGGCCUCUUUUGCAUGUGUUUCUCACAUAUGCAUGGUUUUGUAUAUUUAUGCCGAGAGGGAAAUGAUUCAAAUGCUUGCUUACAAAUGGCACACGUGGGCUUAGAUAGUGAAUAUGGAUAUUGGAGAGAGACAUUGAUGCAUUGAUUUUAGACUUGAUUUCACUGGCUUCGUAAUAUUACAUGAACUUGGACGAGGCACACAGUACCCCUGGUUUGCAUGCUGCUGCUGGACCUGGUCUUGCAGAAGAAUGUGCCACUCUGGGUGGCUGCCGAACAGGGAUGGCAAAAGUUACUAAUGCAUAUGACCUUCCUGCAAGGAGGGUCAUACACACUGUUGGUCCCAAGUAUGCAGUGAAAUAUCAUACUGCUGCCGAGAAUGCUCUGAGUCAUUGCUAUCGGUCUUGCCUUGAACUCCUUAUUGAAAGUGGACUCCAAAGUAUUGCUAUGGGCUGUAUAUACACAGAGGCAAAAAAUUAUCCACGCGAACCAGCUGCUCAUGUGGCAAUAAGAACUGUUAGACGAUUUCUUGAGAAACAGAAAGAUAGAAUUAAUGCCGUUGUUUUUUGCACAACAUCAUCACCUGAUACUGAGAUAUAUAAAAGAUUGCUUCCGCUCUAUUUUCCUCGCGAUAAACAUGAGGAGGAGGUGGCCAUUUCGAAACUACCUGCAGAUGUUGGGGAUGAAAAUGGUGAGACAAUUAUUGAUGAACGUAAAAUCAGAAUAAAACCUUUGCCCAAUGUGAAGAACACUGUUCCUAGAUCUCCCCAAGUCUCUUUUGAUCUUCCUGUCAGUGACGUUGGGUUGGCAAGACGGCUUCUGGUGUAAUGCUUGGGUGUGCUCUAAGAUGAAACAAGGAUGGUAAAAACAUGUAUUUAGGUGGUGAGGAAAUUUAUAUCACCUGUGAUCUACAGCAUGGGACAUAGUUAGAGCCAAAUGGUGGACAAUAAUCUUGUGCAGCUCAGUUCAUGGUUUGAUAAUUCAGUUAUUUUGUGGACCUAGUUCAGUCACUUGUGUAAUUAUGCAGUAAUGUUGAGUUGGCAAUGAAUGGAAAUAAUUGAGCCAAUCACUUGCAAAAAGACUGUGAGAUCAUCAGUGAGAAGUCAGAGCAUUGGUUUAUGAAGUCCCAAGAAAGGAAAUUUCAUUUGACA